CAUUGACUACUUGACAAGCUGAGGAAGGAGGAGGAGGAUACUGCUGUAAGUCCCUCCAGGCUGCCACCCAACGGUGUUUAGUCAUUAGAGUCUCUAAGAACACUUCUGCUGUCUGCCUGGACAAACAGAGCUCUGAUCUCUCCCAGCGUCACAUCCAGAGCCGUUUCCAAAGGUUUACUAUUGGACUGUGUGUGUGUGUGUGUGUGUGUGUGUGUGUGUGUGUGUGUGUGUGUGUGUGUGUGUUGUGUGUGUGUGUGUGUGUGUGUGUUUUGUUGAGUUUGUGUGUACCACAAAGAUCCUCCUACUGUACAUGUCUAUAUGUAAGCUGAGCUACCCCAGCUGUGGAGCUUCUGUGUGAGAGUAUGGCUGCUUUUGGCCAACCUUCUUAGAAAGCAGCGGAGAGAGAGAGAGAGAGAGAGAGAGAGAGAGGGCGAUUUGGAGUGCUUGUAUGUGUGUGAGUGUGUGGAGAGGUUUCUGAGAUGAGUGGAAGAUGCUGGCAAUUCUGGUCGCCUCUAAGAUGAAGUCAGGACUACCCAAACCGGUGCACAGCGCCCUGCCCAUCCCUCAGGCACAGAACCUUGCCAGGUCCAGGACCUCCAGCCCUCACAGGGCCAGACCUCCAGCCCUCAGACACAGCCCCCUGAAAGCCCUUCACCGGCAGGGAGAGGGCCAGGGAAAGGGAGAGACGACCCCCACCCCCAACAGAAGCCUCUCCACCGCAGUGAGUGAAGACCGAGAGGAUCCUCAGAUUUACACAGACUGGGCCAACCAUUACCUGGUGAAGUCGGGCCGUCAGCGACUGAUCAAGGACUUGCAGCAGGAUGUUACAGAUGGAGUGCUAUUGGCUGAGAUCAUACAGGUUGUUGCGAAUGAGAAGAUAGAAGACAUCAAUGGCUACCCAAAGAGCCAGACUCAGAUGAUUGAGAACAUCAAUACCUGCCUAGGAUUCCUGGCAGCUAAAGGGGUGAACAUCCAGGGACUCAGUGCAGAAGAGAUCCUUCAUGGGAACCUGAAGACCAUCCUGGGCCUGUUCUUCAGCUUGUCCCGCUACAAGCAGCAGCAGCAGAAGGUCUUGAAGCAGCAGGCCUCUCAUCACCCAGAGCACAGCAACCAGCCUGGACAUACUCCCCAUGGGUCACCAGCCCCCGCUCAGACCCACACCCAUCAUACCCACAGCUCCACCGCACCAGCACACAAAGCAGCAUCAGAUAUGCUGUCUAGUCUGUCAUCCAAGGCUUCUUCCACUCAGAGUAAAGGGCUAAAGCUCUCUGUGGCUCAGAGAAAAUACUCUAGACUGCCAGCUCCCACCAUGCGGGUCUCAGCUCCAGGCAGCGAGGGGAAGCCCCGCGCGGCCUCCAACGGCAACCGUCGCAGCCAGAGCUUCAACCACUACGACAAGCCCAAGCCCUCCAGCAGCGACAGAGAGAGAAGCUCCAUGGCAUCUUCCAUCAUGACUGAGCAUGGUCUGUCUCCAGGGCCCAUCAAUGGUUGCUCUUCUUCCUCCAUCCCCCAGCCCGAUGCAGGCAACAGCAGCAAGCCCUGGAGGAGUAAGUCCCUGAACGUCAAGCACAGCGCCACCUCCUCCAUGCUGUCCGUCAAGCAGGACCCUCCCACCAGGCAGCCCGUGGCCCCACCCCUAGAGGUCCCCCCUAAAGUCAUUGCCCAGAAGUCCAUGCUGGAGAAACUCAAGCUUUUCAACACCAAAGGAACCUCCAAGGCAGCUGGAGUCCUGACUGACAGUCUGACGGGGAAGGAGACGGAAGCGAUGGAGGUGCGCCCCACCGGUGUGGAUCCCCUGGAAGAGGCGAAUGGGAACUCCCGGCCCCCCAGCUCCAUGGCGACCAGCCCCAAACUGGCCCUGAAGGGCAUUGCCCAGCGCACUUUCAGCCGGGCCCUCACCCCCAGGAAGAGCUCGCUGAAAACUGGGGAGGAGAAAGACAAGGCCAGGCUCAAGGAGAGAGACAAGGCCCAGGAGGAAGGCUCCAAGUUGGGGUCGGUCACAGAGCAGGAGGUACGCAGGGACAACACCAGGCAGGAGGUAGAAGGUUCAGACGCAGCGGAGCCCAAGAGGAAUGCCAAGAUCACUAGCUUCAUCCCAAAAGGAGGCAAGGCUGGUAGUGGCACAAAGGAGAGCUCAGCCUCAGCAGCACACAGUGGAAUACCAAAGCCAGGUUCCAAGGCUGGGAAGACCUCUUCUGGUCGAGAUGGAGAGAGGCCCCGCACUUUGAGGGCCGGUGGGGGUGGUGGUCUCUCGGUGCACAAGGGCCAGCUGGACAGCAGAAGCUCCUGCUCCAGCCUGGCCGCCUCUGAAGGGAGGUCUCACUAUCACCACACCAACGGAGUGCCCCCAGUCGCUACCACAGCCAGCAACACCAUCAGUGUUCAGCUACCUCAUCCUCAGCAGCAAUACAACCACCCCAACACUGCUACUGUUGCACCAUUCAUGUACAGGUCUCAGCCAGAUGUGACCGGAGCAGACAUGAUGGAGGCAGCAGGGUCACUGGAGUGUCACAGGGAGACUGCAGCCUACAGCAAAUCAGCACACAACUCCCUGUCGGACCUCACAGGUGAAGACCCUGAGGCCAGGCGCUUGCGGACGGUCAAGAACAUUGCCGAUCUGAGGCAGAACCUGGAAGAGACCAUGUCCAGCCUGAGGGGAACACAGAUCAGCCACAGUACCCUGGAGACUACCUUUGACAGCAACGUCACCACAGAGGUCAGCGGGAGAGGCAUGCUCAACCUGUCCCCCCGCCCCAACCCAGCGCUGCCCUGGCGACUGGGCCCCUCCAGCCCCCGUCUGCAAGCGGGCGACGCCCCCUCAGUGGGGAAUGGGUAUGAGGUGGCAACACGGGACUGUGCCAGUCGCAUGGUGAGCCCCGAGAGCGGGCGCUACCUCCGCGGCGGGCAGACACCAGGCCAGGAGAGGAACAGUGUGUGUGACCUGGACCCGCCAGAUAAGAUGGAGGAGCUGGAGGGCAUCGCCAUGGAGACCAUGGGGUACAUGAGCGACGGUGACGUGCUGGGGAAGAAUCUCCGCAUGGACAAAGUCUCCAGUGGCUACAUGACGGACGGCGGGCUGAGCCGGUACACGCACUGCCUCAACCGCCUGCCAGAUGGCAUGGCCGCCGUCCGAGAGACGCUCCAUCGCAACACAUUCAAGGGCCAAGGGGACUCCACUGACAGUUGGGACGACAGCAGCUCAGUGAGCAGUGGGAUCAGUGACACCUUCGACACAGAUGACAUCAACACCAGCUCCUCAGUCAGCUCCUAUGUCAACACUCCGUCCGUCUCCUGCAAGGACCUAGAGGGCCAGCUCCAGACGGACGCGGAGAAGCACUCAGCCGUCGAGCAGAACUCUGUGUGGUCCGGCAGCGACGAGGUCAAGAGGUCAGACGGGGGCUCGGACAGCGGGUUCAAAAUGGAAUCGGGCUCCAAGUGGUGCCGCCGCCCCUCAGACAUGUCGGACGAGUCGGGCAGGAGCUCCUCGGACCGCAAAACGCCUUCCAUGGCCCACACGGGCUCCUGGAGGCGAGGCCUGAGUGCCCAGGUGGGCGUGACCUCGCCCAGGACCAAGGCGCCUGUCACGCCAGUCUGCGGCACGCUGAAGACCCAUGGGACAGGUAAAACGGACGACACCAAGGUGUCUGAGAAGGGCCAGCAUCAUCUCUCGCCCCGGGCCAACAGCAGUAUGCAGCGCUCCCCAUCAGACACGGGCCGCAGCAGUGGAGACGAAGCCAAGAAGACCCCCUCCACCUCCAGCUCCAGCCGCACCCCCACCACCAACACGUUUGGCUUCAAGAAGCACGCAGGAGGAGGUAUGACCAUGGUGACAGCCAGCGGAGUCACCAUCACCGGUGGCUCUGCCACCCUGGGGAAGAUCCCCAAAUCAGUGCAGCUCCACGGGGGUCGGGGUCUUGGUCGCCAGGCCAGUGUGGAUGAUGGCUACCUGCCUGUGAGCUCCCACUCCACCCUGCAGUACCGCAGCCUGCCCCGGCCCAGCAGAGCCUCUGGCGGGGUUCGCAGCGCCAACCGCUCCUCCAGCACCAGCAUCGAGUCCAACCUCAGCUCCAGGUCCAACACGCACCACGGCCCCAAAAGCCGCAGCCAAGUCCCCAAGCCUAGCGCCGGUGGCAUCCCUCUGCCUGGCUCUGGAUCUAACCAGACAGACAAGGAGAAGGGGGUGUCCUCUGAAGCCAAUCCCAUGGCCCAGGGCUCAGCAACUCUACCCCCUCAGGGUGCCAGGCAGCCAGGGGGAAAGUACCCAGACAUCUCCUCCCCUACUCUGCGCAGACUGUUCGGAGGCAAGCAGGCUAAGCAGCAGGCCCCAGUCACCACCGCAGAGAACAUGAAGAACUCCACCGUCAUCUCCAACCCCCACGCCAACUCUGGCCAGCAGGGCGGCGCUCUGGACUCCCCCUCGGCCAGUAGCGGGGGCAGUAGCCCUCUGUAUGGGGGUGGAGGUCGUCUGGGUGUUGAGGCCCAUUCCCUCUCCCCCCUGGCUUCCAGCCCAGGCUCGGCCCUGUCCACCCCUUCCCACAGCCUGGCCUGGAGUAGCACCAUGAGCAGGGAUACCCUGAGCCCCGGCUACCCCUCCCUCAGCAGCCUUGCCACCAGCAGCGAGUCCAUCGACGUGUCCCUGGGCAGCGGUGGCCACGGACACCACGGCCAUGGUCACGACACACUGCCAGCCUGCGUCAGGAACAACGGCCUCAAAGCGGGAAUCUCAGAAAGUCUUAGCCCCCUCUCCUCUCCCUCAGCUAGUCCCAAAUUCAGCAGAAACACUUUACCCCGGAAACAGGACAGGUAUGGCCACCUGCCCCAGCUGCGUAGUCAUGACGACCCCCGGGACUGGCUGCGUUCCCACUCUGCAGGAGGUCUUCAGGAGUCUGCCGGCAGCUCCCCAUUCUCCCCCGCUUCCAGCCUCACCUCGCCCUCCGGAGCCCGCUUCAACUUCUCCCAGCUUGCAGGCAGCCCUACCACAGCUGCACAGAUCAACCUGGCCAACCUCCGAAGCGGCCUGGCCAAUCAGGAAGGGCCGUAUGACCCGUACAGUGAACGCCUGAGGAACUCGUCCAUGUCUCUGGAGGAGAAGAGUCGCACCAUGAGCAGCUCUGGGUCCUUCAGGGAUGGACUAGAGGAGGUCCACGGCUCCUCUCUGUCUCUAGUGUCCAGCACUUCCUCUGCCCACUCCAUGCCGGAGGAGAAAUCUCAGUCGGAGAUUCGUAAGCUGCGGAGAGAAUUGGACGCUUCCCAGGAGAAGGUGUCUGGUUUGACCACUCAGCUGAGUGCUAAUGCUCACCUGGUAGCAGCGUUUGAGCAGAGCUUGGGGAACAUGACCAUCCGACUGCAGGGACUUACCACCACGGCUGAGCAGAAGGAUUCUGAGCUGAACGACCUGAGGAAAACCGUAGAGCACAUGAAGAAGCAGAACACAGCAGCCCAGGCAGCCAUCGACGGUGUCAUCAACCUGCCAGAGCUCACAUGCAAAGGUGAUAGGCCAGCCUCAGCCAAUGGAAGCCCCCAGUCUCAGCAGGAUCUGUGUAUCCGCAGACAGCACUCGUCUGACAGUGUGUCUAGCAUCACCAGCGCCACAAGCCACUCCAGCGUGGGCAGCAACUUGGAGUUGGAUGCCAAGAACAAAAAGACGAAGAAGAACUGGCUGCGGAGCUCCUUCAAGCAGGCAUUUGGGAAGAAGAAGUCGUCCAAGUCUGCGUCCUCCCACUCCGACGUAGAAGAGAUGGCCGACUGUUCCCUGCCCUCCUCCCCCAAGCUAACUGUAUACAACGGCUCCACCGCCUCAACACCCAUGAUCCGGAAGUCCCACUCCAACUCUCUUCCCUUUCUCUCUCCCCUGCCUGUUAGUGGGCGUGGCUGGGGCGGUAUCACUGGGGUGUUGAGGACUGGUUCUCUCGCUCGGAUCUCAGAGUGCACAGACAGCGAGGCGGAGACGGUGAUGGCGCUCCGCAGCGAGCUCCGAGACAAGGAGAUGAAGCUGACUGACAUACGCCUGGAGGCUCUCAGCUCCGCCCACCAGCUGGACCAGCUCAGGGAAUCCAUGAACCGCAUGCAGGGCGAGAUAGAGAAGCUGAAGACCGAGAACGAUUGUCUGAAGAUGGAGAGUCAGGGCAGCUGCAGCAGAGCAGCCUCACAGGCCUCAGUGGCCACACCCUCAGCGGGCCAGCCACAGCAUAGCCUCGCUCUAACAGAGUCCACCAGCCUCGACAUGUUGUUGGAGGACAACGGGGACGGUAGCUCACGGAAAGAAGGACGACACGUCAAGGUGGUCGUAACUCUAGAUGAGGAUGCCAAGUGGAAAGAGGAGCGUAGACCUCGCCAGUUCCUGAUUGGUUGCAUUGGUGUCAGUGGGAAAACCAAAUGGGAUGUGCUAGAUGGGGUGGUCAGACGUCUCUUUAAGGAGUACAUUAUCCACGUGGACCCAGUGAGCCAGCUGGGUCUAAACUCAGACAGUGUCCUGGGCUAUAGCAUCGGGGACAUCCAUCGCACACGUGGGACUGACACCCCUGAACUUCUGCCCUGUGGAUACCUCGUUGGAGACAGUGACACCAUCUCUGUCUCCCUCAAAGGUGUGUGUGAGCACAGCCAAGACGACUUGGUGUUUGAGACGCUGAUCCCCAAACCCCUGCUGCAGCGCUACGUGUCCCAGCUCCAUGAGCACCGUCGGAUCAUCCUGUCUGGCCCCAGUGGCACCGGGAAGAGUUUCCUGGCCAGCCGAUUGGCCGAACACAUAGUGCUGAGGGAAGGGAGAGAGGUCACCGACGGGACCAUUGCCACGUUCAACGUAGACCACAAGUCCAGCAAGGAGCUGCGUCAGUACCUGUCUAACCUGGCUGACCAUUGCAACAGUACGAGUCAUGGGGUAGACAUGCCCCUGGUGGUAGUACUGGACAACCUGCACAACGUCAGCUCUCUAGGAGAGGUCUUCAAUGGCCUGCUCAGCUGCAAGCACCAUCGAUGUCCUUAUAUCAUUGGAACAAUGAACCAGGCUACAUCAUCCACUCCCAACCUGCAGCUACAUCAUAACUUCAGGUGGGUGCUGUGUGCCAACCACACUGAGCCAGUGAAGGGCUUCCUGGGUCGGUUCCUGAGGAGGAGGCUGAUGGAGACGGAGAUCAGCAGCCGGCAGCGCAACGCUGAGCUGGUGAGGAUCAUCGAGUGGAUCCCUACUGUCUGGCAUCACCUCAACCGCUUCCUAGAGUCCCACAGCUCCUCGGAUGUCACCAUUGGGCCCCGCCUCUUCCUGUCUUGUCCCAUGGAUGUGGAGGGAUCCAGAGUGUGGUUCACAGAUCUGUGGAACUAUUCCAUCAUUCCCUACAUGCUGGAGGCUGUCCGAGAGGGGCUGCAGAUGUAUGGGAGGAGAGCUCCUUGGGAGGAUCCAGCACGGUGGGUGAUGGAGAGCUACCCCUGGGCAGCCAGCCCCCUGCAGCACGAAUGGCCUCAGCUGCUGCAGCUCCGGCCAGAGGACGUGGGCUUCGAUGGAUACUCCAUCUCCAAAGAUGGCUGUCCCAGAAAACAGCUUCCCCAGGGAUGCACAGACAGAGACCCCCUGAUGAACAUGCUGAUGAGGUUGAAGGAGGCAGCUCACUGCUCCGGCAGCACUCAGAGUUACGACAGCGACUCCAACAGCAACCAGGAUCCCCAUGAAGACAACAUGCUGAACUCACCACGGGAGUACACACUAUGAGUCUCCCUCUGUCAGCUAGUACUCACUCUGGGACACAUCCUAAAUGAACAUACCUUUUGCGUUAAUCAUCCAUUGAUAUGAGGUUCAAUGUUCGGUCAUGUAUUUCAAGUUAGAAUUUGACCUCUGCGAUUUCAUGUCUUUAGGCAGUCAGAGCAUCUUAUAUACCAGUUGGAACUCACUAUUUACACUGUGUACUGAUACAUAAGAGAAUAAAUAGAUGUACUGGGUGCAGGUAACCCGAGAUGGAAAUCCCAGUCGAAGUUCAAUAGCCUGAAUAAUUUCACCUCAGUAUUUCUACUGUGUUCAGCAUUUAUUAGGAGUCUGUUUACAGUCACAGACAAAGACACAGCCAUAUAGAAUGAAUGACGUAGUUUAUGAGAGAUCAAACCAGUUGCCUUGACUGUGACCUAAUCUAGGCUAUAGCUAUGUGGUCCAAACUGAGUAGCAAAAACUGUACAUACGGUCACUCAGCUUCACAGAGCUUGACCUGUGUGCAUUUUCUUAGUGAAGAGACAUCUUUUUGGUGCUUAACUUUCAAAUGAUGCCUUGCUGCCUUUAUUAACAACGGAGGUCACAUGCAUUGACAAUGCCUUUGAUAUACUUGAUUUCUAUAGAGGCGGUGCAAAGUUUAGGGGCUGCUAACUUGCUCGUACUUUGAUGAAAAUGACUCCACAUCGUUUAUGUGCAGCUAGCUGGUAGCGAGAAGGUCUAGGCUUUUGUUUUGGAUAUCUUGAAAUCAGUGAUACUUUUCGGAUUGUUGGUGCUCUCCUGAGGAAGAUGAGAACUUUACACCUCGUGAGCGUUUCAAACAGUAUCCCAAAAGCACUUGUUUGUCUUUUGUUCAGCUCUAGACAGAGCUCCAUCCCUGCAUGAAAUGUUCCAACACGGUGUUUCCCUGUAUAGAGACGUAUUGGACAUGUAGACCCACAUCUGAAAGGUCUCUGGCUAGAAAAGGAUCAGAGCGACUGCAUGGCUUUGAGACGGAGGCUGGCGUGUCUAGUCGCUCACUCUGAAGAAUUAGCACCGGUUCUAUUUGCGUCCAGUGUUAAUGGAAUCCUCGGAGUUGCUGUAUUGGAGUAACUAGGCUUUAUUCCCUCAUAAAAUGGAGUAUUCUCAGAGCAGCUUACUCUACUACGAGGUACCACUUUGGUUGCUCCCCCUCACAAUGUCCCCAUUAUCUGUCAGUGGUGUUGCUAUUCAUCCCAUGAGUGUUCUUAGUAACAAAUUAUUUUCAACAUUAAUUUGGAACUUUCGACUGAAACCAAAACAGUUUACUUGUAUUUUUAAGUAUUGUCAAGAUUUGUAUUGCAGGUACAUUGAUCUGUGAAUAUUUUGCUGCAAGGUUGGAAUUUUCACUAGCAUAUCUUGCUGGACUGUUUCUUGGUUUCUUGGUCCCACACAGUUAGGAUGUUGGAAUGAUGUGAAAGGUAUGCUAUUGAAUCUAGUGGUUGAUAAUUGAUGAGUUGUUUGAAUUUUGUUUAUGCACAUUUUUAUUUUGUAAUGUGAAGAUGUAUAUAUUUGAUCAUGAAUCCCACGUUUUCAAGACAUUUUCUGUACAUCUUUUACUAAACUACGGAGUCAUGUGUGUAGGCCUACAGUUAGGUUUCCUCCAAAGGUUGUUCCUUUUUCUAUAAGAGUGAACAACUAUGAGACUGUGAGAAUAAAUCUGGUCACAACACGGUA
Oncorhynchus keta (chum salmon) is the source of this 9385-nucleotide messenger RNA. RefSeq names its product neuron navigator 2-like. NCBI's taxonomy places the organism in Eukaryota, Metazoa, Chordata, Actinopteri, Salmoniformes, Salmonidae. The record is from RefSeq and is a predicted model, not a curated record. Gene Ontology annotation, biological process: nervous system development; neurogenesis. Bases 491 to 7702 code for a protein of 2403 amino acids. The transcript has 39 exons. Gene Ontology annotation, molecular function: ATP hydrolysis activity; protein binding.